AACAUGCACGCCUCUCUGCUGGUCGUAGCGGUGUUCUACGCUAUCACCGUGUCGCACUCGACGGCGCACGUACAAUGGGGGGACUUCAUGCAAUGCCUGCAGCGGAGGUUCGGCCGGAGUUUCUUCCAGGAACAACACGCCGACUGCGCCGCACGAAAGCUCUUCGUCAACUACAGGCGAUCGAUGUACUGCCAUAAUUGCAACGCCUACUUCCACUGCCAGGGUAACUACGAGGCCAUCUACGACUGUCAGCGCGACGGCCGCGCCCAAGAGGUGGCCGAGGCGUUCAGCGACUGCCGCGAGCACUUGGAAGGCAGCGGCUCGGACAACUUCGUGUACAACGAGAUCGACCUGUACGGCAGACAGGGAGGAAACUGCACGCAGGCCUACCUCGUCGACAGCCCCCGCUGUCACUACAACCCGGCGACCGUGGUCUGCAACAACACGCGCAUCGAGCCGGAGUCCUUCGAAGAGGACGAAUCGUGAUACACUCGCGGCAUCUAUUAAAAUGGACCGACUCAC
Molecule: messenger RNA, 522 nt
Organism: Rhipicephalus sanguineus (brown dog tick)
Lineage: Eukaryota; Metazoa; Arthropoda; Arachnida; Ixodida; Ixodidae
Exons: 2
Coding region: 4-486 (160 amino acids)
Source: RefSeq, a predicted model, not a curated record